Messenger RNA from Hymenoscyphus albidus, 1370 nucleotides. The record is from the annotation of a GenBank genome assembly. NCBI's taxonomy places the organism in Eukaryota, Fungi, Ascomycota, Leotiomycetes, Helotiales, Helotiaceae.
AUGUCUCAUCCAGGUGCCGGUUCUAUCGCCAGCCAUAGUUCCCACACUCUCCACCGCCUUCAAAAGCAUGAUCUGGAAAUCGGAGUGAACGCCGCGGUUCAACGACAUAUCCAUCGAAACGUAGUUUCACCAAAGCCAGUCUCACAACGAAAACUUGACUUUGAGAAUGCAAGACCGAGAUGUUUCAGAGAGAUGGCCGCUGAAGCACUCGGGGUUUUUCUUUUUGUGUUCGUGUUUGACACUUCGUCUAUUUACUGUAUUAAACAAUCAUAUUGGGAUUGCUAAUGAGAACUAGAUAUCCAGCAAUUGCAUCGCAAGCUUCCUUCUUUACACAUGACUUAGAUCCGCGCUUCGGUUCCAUUUUCCAAACGGGCUGGGCAUAUGCAAUGGGCAUUGCCUUUGCCAUUAUUGUUUGCGGUUCCACUUCUGGUGGUCAUUUCAAUCCUGCAAUCACACUGUGUCUUGCAAUAUGGCAAGGGUAACCACUCCAAAACUCCCCGUCUCUUUUUAUAUCUGACAAUCGCUUUCAGGUUUCCCUGGCGGAAGGUCCCAAGAUAUAUCUUUGCACAAAUAUUCGGUGCCUUUAUGGCCGGUCUGAUCUUGGUUGGUCAAUACCGUCGGCAGUUAGAUACACUUUACACCGAGAGUCUGAAUAAGGGCUUGAGUCCGAAUUCCUCGGGGGGUCCAGGGAAUAUACUUUGCAGCUUCCCGUCGCCGGACGAGACCAAUUAUGGCCUUUUGGUCUCCAAUGAAUUCUUUGUGGAUAGUUUUAUUGGGUAAGAAAUCAUUUAUCAUCAGUCAUUUUUUCACCUGACAAGCUCCAGCCUGGUUGUAUGGUCGGUUUUGGAUCCAGCAAACCCAUUUGUCACUCCCGCAUCAGUACCAUUUAUUAUCGGAAUGGCGUAUGCUACCCUGGGAUGGGGCUUUGCAAACAUUACGAUAUCAACGAAUCUUGCAAGAGACCUCGGAACACGUAUCGUAGCAGCAAUAUUCUAUGGCGCUGAUGCUUUCAACGAUUACUCCCCAAUUGCAAUAUUUGUCAACAUACCAGCAACGAUAUUUGCCACGGCAGUCUACGAAAUCUUACUACGCGAUAGUUUCUUGGAGUAUGUCAAAGCCCUCUUUCUACCUCCUGUCACGUAUUUGAACUUGAGAUCUGUACAUUGUGUGUGAAUUAUUAUACUGACUACAACAUGUGCUACAGAAUUGCGAAAGGUCACAAAGAUCACGAGGAGGGACAAGAAGGACUAGUUCAGCACAUGAAGAAGACCGGUACUAUAUCUUCCCGCCGAACAAGCAGUAAUCCUGAGAUUGAGAACUUCUGUGGUGAAGGUAAUCACAAGAGGCGUGAGGAUACUUCUCCUGUUUGA